Molecule: messenger RNA, 725 nt
Organism: Drosophila mojavensis
Lineage: Eukaryota; Metazoa; Arthropoda; Insecta; Diptera; Drosophilidae
Exons: 4
Coding region: 59-697 (212 amino acids)
Source: RefSeq, a predicted model, not a curated record
AGGGUAAGGGUGUCAUGUUCCAGUACGAUGUGGCAUCUGGCAGCCAACACAAUUCAGUAUGACAGUGCGUGACUGCUGUGCCGUCAUAUACGACAAGCCGCAGUACUGGUAUAAAUAUUGGACACAACAUAUAACCAAUAGGGAAGAAAUAAAGGACCAAUGCUUUUACCCCGGAACCAAAAUGAUAUAUGAGCCUUUCGAGAUAGACGUUCGAGAUAGACGUUAUAGUGCAAGGAGCACACCAAGAUUUGCGCUUAAUAGCCUUGUUCGCCUUUCAUUUAAAAUUUUUCCAGAAGAGGUGAAUACUCGCUCGCUUGUUGCACAGCUUACCGAAAUACAUAAAUUUAAGGUGAGCUUUCAGCUAUUUAAAUUUGAUCGUAUAGCCUGGUUGCAAACACCAUUCGGUAUGACUAUUCGUGACAUGUGUCCAGUUCUAUUUGAUGAGCCUCAGUACUGGUAUAAGUAUUGGACAAAAUAUAUAACUAAUAAGGACGAUUUUAAGGGGAAAUGUCCUGACCAAGGAAAAAACUUAUUUUACGAACCAUUUUCCUUGAACUUGUUUAUCGAAUUAACUGGAUUGCCUCUAAAUGGACGAUAUAAAGUUGUAAUGACAGCUAAGGCCUUUAGCCCGAAUAAUGAGGAGCGGGAGACUAGUAUUUGCGUCGAAGUAGAGGGACAAUUUGAAAGACUUAAUUAAAUUUAUAUCAAAUUACAUUUAUUUCAAA